This is a messenger RNA of Phaedon cochleariae (mustard beetle), 1392 nucleotides long. Lineage: Eukaryota; Metazoa; Arthropoda; Insecta; Coleoptera; Chrysomelidae. The record is from the annotation of a GenBank genome assembly.
AUGUUGCCGAAAAAAAUUUGCGAAGAUGUCAAGAUUUUCAAUAGAAAACAUCAUUUUCCACAGAUUUUGGCGAUAUUAAUUGCCGCAUUAUGUUCCCUUUCCGAUGGAAUCCUCAUGUCGUGGACAUCUCCCUUCAUCUUGAAAAUCUCCGAAGACAAAACCAAUUACGACAUCACAGAAAACCAAGCAUCAAUGUUAACCACCAUCUCCCCAGUCUGCCUGAUGAUCACCUCCUUGCUCUUCUCAAACUCCUGCGACUUUUUCGGGAGAAAGAAGAUCCUGAUGUCCAUAGCCCUGCCGCAACUGCUAGCCCUGGCCUUAACAGCUGCGUCCAACAGCAUUUGGACCUUGUGCCUCUCCAGAGUUUGCGCUGGAAUAGCAGAGGGAUUCGUAUUGACAGUGUUGCCGAUGUACAUCGCUGAAAUUUCAGAGCCUGAGGUACGAGGCACUUGGGGCAACGUGGCCACCAUCUUCGUGCUGCUAGGCUCCCUGCUGAUCAACCUAGCUGGCUCCUACUGCAGCGUCAAAACAGCUGCGUAUAUCUUCAUGCCUGUGCCUGUGAUAUUUUUCGCCUUGAUGUUUCUAUUACCGGACUCGCCCUAUUUCUACAUCAAAGUGUCAGAGCAGAAGAAGGCUAGAGAGUCUCUGUGUUGGUUGAGAGGCGUUGAAGAAGUGGAUCACAUUCUGCAGCAAAUGAAGAAUGAGUUGGAUCAACAGGUGGCAGAAGCUGGCAGUUGGUGCGACCUGUUGCGACUGCCGAACAAUAGGAGAGCUUUGACAGCCGGGCUUUUCUUGAGGUUUUCCCAACAAUUCGGAGGGUCUGCCACCAUUGUUGUCUACGUGAAGUAUAUUUUCGAGAAGUUUGAAAUAGAUUUGGGAGCUGAAGUGCCUACAUUGAUCUUCUCUUGUCUAUCGAUAGUGUUAGUAACGGUUUCUGCUAGCGUUGUAGAAAGAGUAGGGAGACGGAAAACCUACAUGUUUUCUCUUUUAACUUCCGGACUGGUUUUGUUAAUGAUCGCGGCAUACUUGAUUGUGAAAGAAACUAUUGUCAGUGUGGAUCUGAGCUCGUUGGAAUGGUUUCCAGCAGCUUUAUUGAUAUUGUACCUGAUUUGUACUUCGUUCGGUAUCUCGAAUGUACCGACUUUAAUGACAGGUGAAAUAUUCUCCUCUAGUAUUAAAGCUAAAGGAAUCAGUGUGCUGGCAUUGUCUUAUGGAUUUUCAGUGUUUCUCACCUCCAUUAUAUUUCACUUCUUGAAUUCUGAAGUGGGACUGUUUUGUCCCUUUUUGUUCUUCGCUAUCGUGAAUUUGGUUUCGUUCUUUUUAUCGUCCCAAAUUGUGCCUGAAACGAAGGGUAAGACGUUGGAACAAAUCCAAGAUGAUUUGAGGUCGUGA